Hippocampus comes (tiger tail seahorse) is the source of this 1196-nucleotide messenger RNA. RefSeq names its product glial cell line-derived neurotrophic factor-like. Gene Ontology annotation, molecular function: receptor tyrosine kinase binding; growth factor activity; glial cell-derived neurotrophic factor receptor binding. Gene Ontology annotation, biological process: positive regulation of branching involved in ureteric bud morphogenesis; negative regulation of neuron apoptotic process; peripheral nervous system development. The record is from RefSeq and is a predicted model, not a curated record. Bases 127 to 837 code for a protein of 236 amino acids. NCBI's taxonomy places the organism in Eukaryota, Metazoa, Chordata, Actinopteri, Syngnathiformes, Syngnathidae. The transcript has 2 exons.
CAGUUUUUUUAUUAUUCUUUUUUUUUUUUUUUUUUUGAGGAAUCCUUUGGGAAGCGCCUCUCUCUGCCGAAUGAGUGCAGCUAGUUCCGAGGCGCGCCAUGUCCCGCUGCCGGACCCGAGCGGACCAUGACGCUAUGGCAUAGCCUGACCACUUGUUUGAUUGUGCUCGGAGUCGUGCACGCCGACCCGGGACCGCCGGGGUUGGUGCUCGUCGCAGAGGAGAGGCCCCUGGAGAGCCCGCCGCUCCGGUUUCGCCUGUCAUUCACUUCGCAGGGAAUCAGUGAGAGCCAAGAGGACGUGGACCACCAGACAGACGCUUACAUUAUGGAGGAGGCUAUCCCAGCUGACUUUGACGAGGUGGCGGAUUUGGUCAAGGUGACCGUGAGCAGAAUACGGGGAUCACCCAGCGAGUCCUCCCUGCCUCAGCGGAUCCCCCAGUCUGAUCAGAACCGGAGGAACAGGUCCAGACGGGAGAGGACGAACGGGUCGAGCCGGAAAAGGAUCCCGGGAACAAAGGCACGGAAGGCAGGCGGCGGGCGAGCAAAGGGCUGCUCGCUCCAGCAGGUCCACCUCAAUGUGACCGACCUGGGCCUGGGCUACCAUUCGGGCGAGGAGAUGAUCUUCAGGUACUGCGCAGGACCCUGCAGGAAGUCGGAGACGAACUACGACAAGAUCCUGCGCCACCUGGCCCGCCACGGGAGGUUGCCGGCCAAGGACGCGCCCCCGCAGGCCUGUUGCCGCCCGGUGGCAUUUGACGACAACCUGUCCUUUCUGGAUGAUAACCUGGUCUACCACACCCUCAGGAAGCACUCGGCUAGAAAAUGUGCUUGUGUCUGAUCAACUUUUUUCAUACAGCAUCAACCAUGUAUUUGAUUGACAAUCCACACCUUCUCCUUCAUGUAUGACUCAGACACGAAAGAGGUUUCUACACUCUCUCUGUGUCGACAGUAUAGCAUCUAUGGCACGGUCCAAUGGAAAAAAAUAUCUCCAAAUUUCCAUGUGUAGUUAUUUGAUGAUCCAGAUAAACUAAGAUGGAAAGGAUGGAACUCAUGCACAAUAUGUCCAAAUUUUGUGGAGGGCUGGGUGAAGUUGGGGUUCAGUCCAAGGAAUAUCGGAUGCUUUUUUUAUCCAAUUGACCAAUUGGGUGCUUUCGGGCAGGAGGCAGGGUACACCCUGAACUGGUUGCCACCCAACCG